UGCCGGGCGCUGAGUCGCCGGCGACACGCCCGCGGCUGUAAACGCGGGGCUGACGCGGCGCGGGCAGAGUACAAGCCCGGCUGCCGCUGUCCCCACUUCGCGAGGGCGGUGGCUGGCGGCACGAUGGACCUGGCCGGGCUCCUACUGGACGAAGAAGGCACCUUCUCCCUCACCGGCUUCCAAGACUUCACGUUCCUCCCAGGACACCAGAAACUGAGUGCCCGGAUCCGAAGGCGACUGUACUAUGGCUUGGACUGGGAGGCCGACUGCAGCCUGGAGGAACUCUCCAGCCCCAUGGCAGACAUUGCUGUGGAACUGCUCCAGAAGGCAGCCCCCAGCCCUAUUCGCCGGCUCCAGAAGAAAUAUGUGGCUCAUGUUUCCCGAGAGGCAUGCAUUUCCCCAUGUGCUAUGAUGCUUGCUCUGGUGUACAUUGAGCGGCUCCGGCACCGAAACCCGGAUUACCUGCAGCACGUGUCAUCUUCUGACUUGUUCCUGAUCUCCAUGAUGGUGGCCAGCAAGUACCUCUAUGAUGAAGGGGAGGAGGAGGAGGUCUUCAACGAUGAAUGGGGAGCUGCUGGGGGUGUGGCUGUGCCCACUCUCAAUGCCUUGGAGAGGGGCUUCCUGAGUGCCAUGGAUUGGCGUCUCUACACUGACCCUGGAGAGAUCUUUGAGGUGCUGAGCUGGCUGGAGAGCUGUGUGGCUGAGCAGCAGGGACGGCGGCGGGGCUGGUACACCUAUACAGACCUGUGCGUGCUGCUGGAGCAGCCGGCCUGGCAGCUGGCCUUGGGCUCCCUCUGCCAGCGACUGGUAAAGCUGUCCUGCCUUUUAACCAUGGCAUAUGUGAGCAGCGUGGCCCUGGCUGUGGCAUCGGUGGCUGUAAUACACCAGUCCUUAGGACUGUCCUGCAGCCCCUCUCCUGGUCCUCCCGACCUUGGCCUGGCCUCGAAGGGCCUUUUGGAGCCCUGCAUUCCUUCUCCAGUGCCACAACACCUGCCGUCUUCUAACAUCUCCAGCUGCGUGGAAUCUGACGCAGGGCUGCGUUCACUCUGGGACAGUCUUCUGGCCUCACUGACUCCCCCACCAUUGCCUCCUCCAGAGCCUCCUUCCCUUUCCCCUCUUCUGCAUAACUGCCCCCUUUGUCAGAAGCUCCAGAGAGACCCCCCAGCCUGCCAAGCCUGCCACCACCCCAACUAUACAGUACCUGCUGGCCCUCCCAGCCCUGGGUACCACACCCAUGGCCUGGCUCCGCCCUGGCCCUGGAGCCGGAUGGCCCUUCCGCUCCCCCAGCCCCAGCAGUGUUCUCUUUUCAGUGUGAUGGAGCUGGCCCGCCUCAAGUCUUUCAUUUUCCCAGGCUAGGUAGGGCUCCAAGGUAUGCAGUCAGAGGAUUUGGGAGUCUGAGAACCUAGGAGAGGAAAGCUUGAUUUAGAUCCUUGCUGUCUCUCUGGGUCCUCGGCUGGUCCCCUGUCCUCCUGGGUAAGCGUUUAAGGGGUUGUGGGGCAGAAGGACUGAAGGUCAUUCACUCUCCUACACCUCACUGGCUGGCUGCUUGGCCAGGGGAGUGAUGGUGCCAGGGGAAAGCUUCACUGGGUGCAAGGGGCAGGUCACAGGCGACAGGAGAAGCCCCAUCCCUGCUUCCUCAGGGCUCUUCUAGUGUUUUGCUUUUGAGUUUCCUAGGAUAGAAGGGUAAAGGUGGAAGAUGGGGGUAGUAGGGUACAGGGAGGAAGGAAGCACGCAUUGAUACGGUCCUGUGUGAUGUCUCUGAGGCAAGAGAACCAGGGACUGACAGGGCAGGGUGCGAGCUGCUGAGGGGAAGCUGGGUGAGGCGGGAAAGCUUUUUGAUGCCUGUCCCGUUGCUGUAGUUUAGUGGAGCCAAGGACAGACUGCUGGGACCUUUGACCUUGACCUUUUGUCUUCCAGCCUUCUUAGUAUCCUGCUCCAAGGCUUCCCUCUCUUCUGGCUCCUCUUUGGGUGUUCUCUUCACAGGUCUUUCUGGCCACGGCUUUGUAUCUGAGUUUUUCAUGCUUUUGUAGAACUAAGAUUUCAAUAAACAGUUUCAGUUGCAUGGCCUCGACUUUUCCUUCUUGUGGCGGCCCUCGAAGAUCUUUCCUCCUUGCACCUGCCUUCCAAGCCUCCCCACUUUCGCCUCCUGUCGUCUCGUAAGCCUUUUCUCUGAGCCCCAUUUUAGAACUUCCCAGUCAUAGGCUCCCAGCUCACACUUCCCCUUGGCCCUAUUCCCAGCACCCUGGGGCCCUGGCACUGCUCAGCUUGGGUUGCUACAGGACACAAAUGGCGACUUGUCCAUGCCUGGGGUUGGUCUUGUUUGUCACAUUUUCUGGGCGAGCAUUUCUUUGUGGGGCCAAGCCAUGUAUCCAGACGAGCACUCUGAAACUCCUUGAGCACAAGCCCGGAGGAUACCUCUCUGCUGACCUCUUCACCAGGCUGUCACACGGCAGUGGCCACAUUGUUGAAAGAAUGCCUAUACCAAGUCCUUACUGGAAGAACAGACUAGGCUGCCUCCAUUGGACGCCGGCGAUCAUCCACAGCCGGGGUAUUAUUGCCCUCUAGAGGACAUUUGUAAGAUGUGCAGGCCGUUUUUGGCUGUCUCAAGGAUUUUGUUGGGGAUAUUACUAGCAUUUAUUCAGCGUGGGCAGGAUGCUAAUCGUCCUAACAUACUCAAGACCUGCCUUACUGUGAAGGAUUCUCAGGACAAAUUUUGAAUGACUAGCUGCUCAUGUAUGUGAAAAUCCUGUUUGUCUGAGCCUGGAAUGAUCUUUUUUACAUGUAAGCAUGAAACCAUUUUUGUGCAUUUUGAAAAAGACUGAGUUUUGUAAUAAUGCACAUCCAUGUAAAUUAAAACCAUACUUUUGUUUUGUUCCUUGCUUUAUGAGGAGUUUGUUUGCUGUUUGGAAAAUGGGGUCAUCAAUGCCCAUACUGCUUGUUGCUAAUAAAGUGCGAUUAUUAGCUCUCACUGUA
Messenger RNA from Chinchilla lanigera (long-tailed chinchilla), 2973 nucleotides. It is a transcript of the gene Cnppd1, whose product is annotated as cyclin Pas1/PHO80 domain containing 1. Lineage: Eukaryota; Metazoa; Chordata; Mammalia; Rodentia; Chinchillidae. The transcript has 9 exons. The coding region runs from base 124 to 1356 and encodes 410 amino acids. The record is from RefSeq and is a predicted model, not a curated record. Gene Ontology annotation, molecular function: cyclin-dependent protein serine/threonine kinase regulator activity; protein kinase binding. Gene Ontology annotation, cellular component: nucleus; cyclin-dependent protein kinase holoenzyme complex. Gene Ontology annotation, biological process: regulation of cyclin-dependent protein serine/threonine kinase activity.